AUGGCAAUCGACACUACUACUGAGAAGCUCCCCAUCCUCAUUGGCGUUCGGGUUAUCAUCUCAAAGUUUGCAACGUCGAUUCGUUUGAUCCGACCCUCGUUGGUCUACCCAACACCAAUCGAUCUUAUCACCGACCAGACAACUCGUUUUGAAGACUAUCAUCUACAGCUGCUUCCGAGCCAUGCAGUUCAAUCAGAAAAGGAUUCUUCAAGAAUGGUUGGACAGAUUUGGAUUCAGCAGUUCUGCUACUACAAGCAACGAACUGACAGACUGCUUAUCUCCCAUUGUAUGAAAUCCUCGAGGUCUCCAAUGACCAUCACUAACUACAAAGACGACAUAUUUGCUGACAGAAUCUGCCGAGAAAUUCCGAGGAGAUCAAGAGAUGUCACACCGAUCUUCAACUAG
Molecule: messenger RNA, 405 nt
Organism: Caenorhabditis briggsae
Lineage: Eukaryota; Metazoa; Nematoda; Chromadorea; Rhabditida; Rhabditidae
Exons: 3
Coding region: 1-405 (134 amino acids)
Source: RefSeq, a predicted model, not a curated record